GGGCCUUUGAUUUCCAUUCUUCGGGCUUCUCUCUUUUCUUCCUACUCCUCCGCCAACAUUCCUGCCCCUUUUCUUCACCAUGCCGACUAUGGCCCGAUUCGGUCGGGCCAAGAAGUCCCCCAGGACGAACAACGAUGCUAACUCGAAUUUGCUCGUGGCACCUACGUCAGACCUUCCUCAACCCCCGCGUGUCAACCUACCCCAUGUGGAAACCGAAUUGAACAUGCAUCAGUACAACGGCCUCUUCGGGAUCGAAUCGCCAGAGCAACAACGGGAACCUACCAUGGUGGAGCCCUCUGCAGGUUGGUUGUCUCCGUCAUCGUCGGCGUCGUUGACCACCGUGGAGCGAGCCGAUUCGAACCUCAAACACUCACCCGACAUGCGCAUUCCUACAGAACCCGUGACGCCCCCCUCCUCCCACCACACCAAUGGCUCGCCGAACCACUCCAACGGCGAUGCGCCCGGCACGGAAUGGUCCUCGGCGGUCGGGCACGCGGCGACGGGCAAGUCGGGCCGGGUCAUUCACAACCUCCAGGAGGAUAUCGCCCGUCUGACCCGCGAGUGCGGCGUCUACCGCUCGCGGGCGGAAGAGACCCAGCGGAUGAACGAAGUCUUCAAGACCCAGGUCCAGAAUAUGACCGAGCGUCUGCGGAACUUGGAGCAAGCGAACGACACGAACCUGCAAUCGAUUGCGCGCAAGGACCGGAAGCUCGACGAACUGCGCGCCGAGGCCCAGGCGGAGAAGGACCGGCGACUGCGCGCCGAGGGGGAAACCAGCAAAGCCAACCGCUUGAUGAACGACACCCGCGAGGACUUCAACCGCCAAACCGCCACGUUGCAGGAGACGGCGCACCAUUACCAGGCACAGUACGAUGUGCUGGCGAAAUCGGGCCAGCGCGAACGGGCGGAUCAGCAGAAACGGCUCAAGACCAUCCGGGACGAUUACGUGGCGCUCAAAAAGACCCACGAUACGAGGGAUGUCAAUCUGCAGCGGUACGAUGAGCUCUUGGCGGAGAAGGACCGGGAGAUUGAGGCCACUCGGGCGAAGUUCGACCAGCUGUUCCAGACGUACGAGUCUUAUAGGAAUGCCAACGACGAGGAGAUGCGGAUGUUGAUUGAGAACAGCCGUCAGAAGGAGGCUGCCUUGGACUCUGCUCUCGCCUCGUUGAAGGAGACCGAAGGACGGAUGAAGUGGGUGAUGCGCGUUAAGGACGAGGUCAAGGGCGCGGAAUGAAGAACGACUCUGUCUGGCCCUUUUCCCUUCUUACUCGUCGACAACCUUUACACUCUGGCCCGAUGCCCCCCCAUAAGGCAAAACACGCGGGUCGUGCGCGCCUGACCGUAAAUACUCAGCUUCUUUUCCGUUCUUCGGAGGACGCACGUUUACCUACCGUGUG
Aspergillus campestris IBT 28561 is the source of this 1397-nucleotide messenger RNA. RefSeq lists its product as uncharacterized. The record is from RefSeq and is a predicted model, not a curated record. Bases 80 to 1234 code for a protein of 384 amino acids. NCBI's taxonomy places the organism in Eukaryota, Fungi, Ascomycota, Eurotiomycetes, Eurotiales, Aspergillaceae. The transcript has 2 exons.